GCAAACUGAAACAGUUUCAUCCGUUAGUUACAACAACUAAAAAAAAUGCAUUUAUUCUCUGCUUCUUCGUCGACAUCAUCAUCAAAAGCAGCAAGUUUGAAUCUUCUAACUUCCUCUCAGAACCCAAAUAACAAAAAAUACUUAAAUUCAACUUCCAAAUUCUCCUUCAAAAUCCCGACCAAGACUACUUAUUUAACCCCAUUGUCUUCAAAUAACUCCUCUCCGAUUCUCGAACAAAGACCACCACUAUCCUCAGAAUUUCAAAACAAAGAACCUAUCAAAGAAGCAGAAAAAGAUUCAUUUGAGGGUCUGCCUGUAGUUCGCAGACCAGCAAUUGAGCUUCCCAGUGAAAAUUCAGACCAGAGUAAAGAUGGUGGUGGUGGUGGGCUUAUUGAUGCAAAUGAUGUUAAGAAAUCUCCAGCUAUCAUUGAUGCUGGUCUCGAGAAGUUUGCGAAGAAACUGCCAUUUUUCGAACCGGAGAGAAUGGAGGUAGAUUCUUCUGCUUCUUCUUCUCAAGAGAAGCCUCUUCGUGUGAAUUUGGACCUGGCUCUGUAUAAGGCUAAGGUUUUAGCUCGGAGUUAUAGAUAUGCAGAUGCUGAGUUUAUACUUGAGAAGUGUAUAAAUUGUUGGCCUGAAGAUGGAAGGGCAUAUGUGGCAUUAGGAAAGAUACUGAACAAGCAAUCAAAAACAGCAGAAGCUAGAGCUGUAUAUGAGAAAGGGUGCCAGGCAACGCAAGGAGAAAAUGCCUACAUUUGGCAGUGCUGGGCAGUUCUAGAAAAUAAGACGGGUAAUAUAAGAAGAGCAAGAGAAUUGUUUGAUGCUGCCACAGUUGCUGACAAGAAGCAUAUAGCUGCCUGGCAUGGUUGGGGAGUUCUAGAGCUAAAACAGGGAAAUGUCAAGAAGGCAAGACAACUGCUUGCUUAUGGCAUCAAGUUUUGUGGCGGAAACGAGUAUGUAUAUCAAACGCUAGCUUUAUUAGAAGCUAAAGCCAACCGAUAUGAGCAGGCCCGUUACUUGUUCAGGCAAGCCACCAAGUGUAAUCCAAAUAGCUGUGCGAGUUGGCUUGCAUGGGCACAAGUGGAGAUGCAACAGGAAAACAACCUUACAGCGAGGCAACUUUUUCAGAAAGCAAUACAAGCGAGCCCCAAAAAUAGGUUUGCAUGGCACGUAUGGGGAGUUUUUGAAGCUAAUAUUGGAAAUGUUGAAAUGGCUAGAAAGCUUUUGAAGAUUGGUCAUGCACUCAAUCCAAGGGAUCCUGUUCUGCUUCAGUCUCUUGCAUUACUGGAAUAUAAACACUCCACUGCAAAUCUUGCACGAGUUCUUUUCAGGAAAGCAUCUGAACUUGACCCAAAACAUCAACCAGUAUGGGUUGCCUGGGGAUGGAUGGAAUGGAAGGAAGGAAAUCUAUCUAAUGCUAGAAAGCUAUACCAGAGAGCUCUUUCAAUUGACGCGACCACUGAAAGUGCAGCUAAAUGUCUACAGGCUUGGGGUGUUCUAGAAGAAAGAGCUGGCAACAUUUCCUUAGCUCGUCGAUUAUUUAGAUCAUCGCUGAAUAUCAAUUCUCAAAGCUACAUAACAUGGAUGACAUGGGCUCAAUUCGAGGAAGAUCAGGGGAACUCUGUGCGAGCUGAGGAAAUCCGUGACCUUUAUUUCCAACAGCGGACUGAAGUUGUGGACGAUCCUUCUUGGAUUAUGGGAGUUUUAGACAUCAUCGAUCCAGCACUUGACAGCAUAAAGAGGCUCCUGAAAUUUGAUAAGAAUAAGGAACAGAAAUCAUUCAGAGCUAUACCGAGCGAAAUUGAAUCUAAUGCUGAUGCACCUUCUAGUAAUACUGCUGAUAAUGGCAAUGUGAUAAGAAGUGGAAGCGGAUUUGAUUUGGAUUAUUUCAUCAAAAAAAGAUUGUCUUUAGAUCCAUCAAAGCUAGAUGUUCAACUGGAAACAUCACAAAAUCCAGCACCAUGGAGAGAUUCGCGAAAAAUAUGGAGAUCUUCCGCAAAAUUGUCGAAAGCCUAAAAGUUUGAUGCAAACUCAACUGUGAAUGUAAAUUUAGGCCAAGUUUCUAUUUUCAAUUUUGAAAAGUUGGCAUUCAUCGACACUGAUAACCACAGCAGAAUGUGUACACAAUCUGUAUAGUGUUUCGUAAUGAAAGGAAAAUAGAAAAUUAAUAUUUCA
Messenger RNA from Mercurialis annua (annual mercury), 2172 nucleotides. Its product is annotated as protein high chlorophyll fluorescent 107. Gene Ontology annotation, cellular component: chloroplast. NCBI's taxonomy places the organism in Eukaryota, Viridiplantae, Streptophyta, Magnoliopsida, Malpighiales, Euphorbiaceae. The transcript has 8 exons. Gene Ontology annotation, biological process: mRNA processing; regulation of translation. Gene Ontology annotation, molecular function: protein binding; mRNA binding; single-stranded RNA binding. The record is from RefSeq and is a predicted model, not a curated record. The coding region runs from base 46 to 2013 and encodes 655 amino acids.